CCCUCCCUCCAUCCACCCCAUCGAGUCACCGACAGGGGCGUCUCCUCCCUCCCCCCAUAAACGCAGCCUCACGCACACGCCUCCGCUCCCAGCCCAAACCCAACGCCACCAAUUCAACCGCGACCUGACCCAACCCCCACCCAUUCCCACCUCUUCCUACUCUUCCCCAGAUCCGCGUGCUCGCGGGCGGCGACGACCGAGAAGCGAUGACGGCGAAGGGCGGCGCCUCGCCGUCCCCCGGCGGUGCGGGUGCCGGCGCGGCGGGGACCGGGCGCCUCUUCACGGUGGGGCUCGUCACCGCGUGGUACUCCUCCAACAUCGGCGUGCUCCUGCUCAACAAGUACCUCCUCAGCAACUACGGCUUCAAGUACCCAAUCUUCCUCACCAUGUGCCACAUGUCCGCCUGCGCCCUCCUCUCCUACACCGCCAUCGCCUGGCUCCGCAUCGUGCCCAUGCAGCUCGUCCGCUCCCGCCUCCAGCUCGCCAAGAUUGCCGCGCUCAGCCUCGUCUUCUGCGGUUCCGUCGUCUCCGGGAACGUCUCGCUCCGGUACCUCCCCGUCUCCUUCAACCAGGCCGUCGGUGCCACCACGCCCUUCUUCACCGCCGUCUUCGCAUACAUCAUGACCGUCAAGCGCGAGUCAUGGGUCACCUACCUCACCCUCGUCCCCGUUGUCACCGGAGUCAUCAUCGCUAGCGGAGGCGAGCCUAGCUUUCAUCUGUUUGGAUUCAUCAUGUGCAUUGGAGCCACUGCUGCAAGGGCAUUGAAGACAGUGUUGCAAGGAAUUCUGCUGUCUUCUGAGGGGGAGAAGCUUAAUUCUAUGAAUCUGCUCUUGUACAUGGCUCCAAUUGCUGUUAUUCUCUUGCUUCCUGCAACUAUCUUUAUGGAGGACAAUGUUGUCGGUGUAACAAUUCAACUGGCUAAAAAGGACUUCACGAUUGUUUGGUUGCUAUUGUUCAAUUCUUGCUUGGCAUAUUUUGUCAAUUUGACCAAUUUCUUGGUGACCAAACAUACCAGUGCACUGACUCUGCAGGUUCUCGGGAAUGCUAAGGGUGCCGUGGCAGUUGUCAUCUCAAUUAUGAUAUUCAGGAAUCCUGUGUCUGUAACCGGAAUGCUCGGUUACACUCUUACAGUUAUAGGUGUUAUUCUUUACAGUGAAUCUAAAAAGCGGAGCAGCAAACCGUGAACGCCCAAGUAGACAGUAGAUAUGGCCAUCCUUUCUCUGUCCACUCAGUGCCCAGAGCUAAUCAGCUAAAAUAUGAUGGAGAACUUAAUCGGGGCGAUUGUAACAAAUCCUAUGCCAUAUGGUGCCUCAGUCAUUGGACAGCGAGGAUAGAAGUCCAAUAAUACCUGUAGUAUUUCCUUGGGAUCUAGGAGGCAUUUUGUUUUGCUAAUGGAGAUGAUCGAUAGAAUAUAAUUUUUUUGUGUUAGAGAAUUGUGGCUCACACUGCCAGCAUUGGUUAAUACGUUUAGUUAUUGGAAAUUGCUUUCUGUUAUUCAUCUGUUUUGUAAGUUCAAGCUGCCCCAUUCUCCUCUUCUGAAGACUGCCUGUACCAAACUUUGGACCUCCUAAUAUAUUAUGACAUUGAAUUUAAGCUCA
Phragmites australis (common reed) is the source of this 1598-nucleotide messenger RNA. RefSeq names its product probable sugar phosphate/phosphate translocator At3g11320. Lineage: Eukaryota; Viridiplantae; Streptophyta; Magnoliopsida; Poales; Poaceae. Bases 207 to 1184 code for a protein of 325 amino acids. The transcript is spliced from 4 exons. The record is from RefSeq and is a predicted model, not a curated record. Gene Ontology annotation, molecular function: antiporter activity. Gene Ontology annotation, cellular component: Golgi apparatus.